GCGGCGAGGGGCAGGAAUGGCGUCCAGUGCCAAGUCGUUCCUGGCCGACGCGGGCUAUGGAGAGCAGGAGCUGGACGCCAACUCCGCACUGAUGGAGCUGGACAAAGGCCUCAGGUCUGGGAAACUGGGGGAGCAGUGCGAAGCCGUCGUUCGUUUUCCCAGGCUCUUCCAGAAAUAUCCCUUCCCUAUUCUCAUCAAUUCGGCGUUCCUAAAGCUGGCUGAUGUCUUCAGAGUGGGGAACAACUUCUUGAGGUUGUGUGUGCUGAAAGUUACUCAACAGAGUGAGAAGCACUUGGAGAAGAUCCUAAAUGUGGAUGAAUUUGUCAAAAGAGUUUUCUCAGUAAUUCAUAGCAAUGAUCCAGUUGCUCGGGCUAUUACACUCCGGAUGUUGGGCAGCAUGGCAUCUAUUAUUCCAGAAAGGAAGAAUGCGCAUCACAGUAUUCGUCAGAGUUUGGAUUCCCAUGAUAAUGUGGAAGUGGAAGCUGCUAUAUUUGCUGCUGCCAACUUUUCUGCACAGUCUAAGGAUUUUGCUGUCGGAAUAUGUAAUAAAAUCAGUGAGAUGAUUCAAGGUUUGGCCACACCCGUGGAUUUGAAGUUGAAGUUGAUCCCUAUUCUGCAGCACAUGCAUCAUGAUGCCAGCUUGGCCUCCAGCUCCCGGCAGCUGCUCCAGCAGCUGGUGACAUCCUACCCCUCUACCAAGAUGGUCAUUGUUACUCUGCACACCUUUACUCUGCUUGCUGCUUCUUCUUUGGUUGACAUUCCUAAGCAGAUCCAACUUUUGUUGCAGUACUUGAAAAAUGACCCCAGGAAGGCUGUGAAGAGGCUUGCGAUCCAGGAUUUGAAGUUGCUGGCCAACAAGACACCACAUACAUGGAGCAGAGAAAAUAUUCAGGCACUCUGUGAAUCUGCUCUUCACACUCCUUACGACAGCUUGAAAAUGGGCAUGUUAUCUGUUCUUUCCACAUUAUCUGGGACCAUUGCCAUUAAACAAUACUUCAGCAGUGCUCCAGGAACAGCAGCUACAACUGCAAGAUCAUUUGAUUUAGUAAAACUAGCACAGGAGUGCUGUUACCAUACUAACCGUGGCAUUGCAGCUCAUGGUGUGAGAAUUCUGACUAAUAUAUCAGCCUCUUGUCAGGACAAAGAUCUUUUGCCUUUGGAGCAAGAUGCAGUUUUUGGCUUAGAAGCUCUUCUUGUUCUUUGUAGUCAAGAUGACAGUCCAGGAGCUCAAGCAACCUUAAAGAUCACGUUAACUUGUAUGGUGAAGCUGGUCAAGUGCCGUCCUCACCUGAGCCAGUCAGUGGUUGAAUCCCUGCUGACGCAGCUGCAGAGUGCCCAGGACAAUGCCAGGAUUCUCAUGUGCCACUGUUUAGCAGCUAUUGCCAUGCAGCUGCCUGUCCUAGCAGAUGGGAUCCUAGGAGACCUCAUGGACCUCUAUAAAUUGAUUGGACAAUCUGCCACAGAUAAGAAACAGGAACUUUUGGUUUCUCUUGCCACAGUGAUAUUUGUUUCCAGUCAGAAAGCUUUGUCCACAGAAAUCAAAACUGUUAUCAAACAGCAGCUUGAGAACGCCUCCAAUGGAUGGACAGCCUACAGGAUAGCCAGGCAGGCUUCCAGAAUGGGCAACCAUGACAUGGCCAGAGAACUGUAUCAAAGCCUGCUGACUCAAGUAGCUUCAGAACACUUCUACUUCUGGCUGAACAGCUUGAAGGAGUUCUCCCAUGCAGAACAGUGUCUGACAGGUUUGCAGGAAGACAACUACAGCUCAGCACUUUCUUGCAUUGCUGAAGCUUUAAAGUCCUAUCACAAAGGAAUAGCAUCGCUGACGGCUGCUAGUACUCCACUUAAUCCUCUGAGCUUUCAGUGUGGAUUUGUGAAACUCAGGAUUGACCUUCUGCAAGCUUUUUCUCAACUUAUUUGUACCUGCAACAGCCUAAAAACAAGCCCACCACCAGCUAUUGCCACAACGAUUGCUAUGACAUCAGGAAAUGAUCUCCAAAGGUGUGGACGCAUCUCUAACCAGAUGAAACACUCAAUGGAGGAAUUCCGAAACUUGGCUACACGGUAUGGAGAUCUGUAUCAGUCAUCUUUUGAUGCAGACUCUGCUACUCUAAGGAAUGUAGAACUACAACAGCAGAGCUGCCUUUUGAUUUCACAUGCAAUAGAAGCUCUGAUUUUGGAUCCAGAAUCUGCAAGUUUCCAGGAAUAUAGCUCAAAUGGAACAGCUCAUGUUGAAAGUGAAUAUGAAAGAAGAAUGAUGUCUGUAUUUAAUCAUGUACUAGAGGAGGUGGAAUCCCUCAACAGGAAGUAUGCUCCUGUGUCUUACCUGCAUACAGCUUGUCUGUGCAAUGCUGUCAUUGCCUUGUUGAAGGUGCCCCUUUCAUUUCAAAGGUACUUUUUCCAAAAGCUGCAGUCUACAAGUAUCAAACUUGCUCUAUCCCCAUCUCCAAGGAACCCAGCAGAACCUAUAGCAGUACAGAACAAUCAGCAAUUGGCCCUAAAGGUGGAAGGAGUGGUUCAGCAUGGAUCUAAACCAGGCCUUUUCCGCAAAAUCCAAUCGGUCUGUCUAAAUGUCUCUUCGGUGCUGCAGAGCAAAUCUGGACAAGACUAUAAGAUUCCUAUUGACAACAUGACCAAUGAAAUGGAGCAGAGGGUGGAACCACACAACGACUACUUCAGCACUCAGUUUCUGUUAAACUUUGUGAUACUUGGCACCCACAACAUCACAGUAGAGUCCUCUGUAAUAGAUUCAAAUGGUAUUGUCUGGAAAACUGGGCCUAAAACAACUAUUUUUGUUAAAUCUCUUGAGGAUCCGUACUCCCAGCAGGUCCGUCUCCAGCAACAGCAAGGACAGCCGCCGUCCCAGCAGCAGCAGCAAAGAACUGCAUACUCACGAUUUUAAUCCCCAGAAGUGACUGGUCAGCUGGUAUUGCAGUUUUUCUUGGAAAUUUUUUUUUUUUUUUUUGGAAGACCUACAAUUAUAACCUUCUCCUAGAAAGCCCCAGAUGCCAAUUUGUUGCUUUUUAAAUUAUCUGGGGUAAAUUUGAACUCGAUUCAGCAGAGGCAGCUGUUCAUAUUUGGAGCUGUGCUCUUACUAUAAGAACUUCUACCUGAUCUCUUAACUUCUGUUUACAAACCUGUUCCAGCAGGCUCCACAAACUGUGAUAGCAGGGGACACUUAAGAGCUUCUUUGACUGUGUACUUUCUGUGCUGUCAUUUUUUGAAGUACAUAGGUUCUAAUGUUAGGCUUACAGAACAUCAGUAAACACUUUGGCUGGUUAUACAGAACUGAGUGUAAUACCAAGGUUGUAUCUUUUAAUGUGAAGGAAUAGGCAGGAAUAUCCAGGGACUUUUAUUUCUGACAUUUCAAUAGCAGCUUCCAGUAUUUGGCUGUUGUAUGUGUAUUAUUACAAUUCAUCAGCACUACUUAAUGCAUACAUCUGGAAGAAAUUUGUAGCUCACUUCUCAUACCCAGUCAUUGAAGAGGGAGGAGACUGCUUGAGGGGUUGCUGUCUGGGGAGGUCUGCAAGAGGCAGAGUUUUACAGGUGGGAACAGUGACUGUUUCUGAGAUGAUAGAGAAAAUAUUACUACAUUGUUUUUA
Messenger RNA from Pipra filicauda (Wire-tailed manakin), 3602 nucleotides. RefSeq names its product integrator complex subunit 7 (gene INTS7). Gene Ontology annotation, cellular component: integrator complex. Gene Ontology annotation, biological process: snRNA 3'-end processing. NCBI's taxonomy places the organism in Eukaryota, Metazoa, Chordata, Aves, Passeriformes, Pipridae. The record is from RefSeq and is a predicted model, not a curated record. The coding region runs from base 17 to 2902 and encodes 961 amino acids. The transcript has 20 exons.